AUGCAUCGCGAUGUUGUCAUUGGUCCGAUGACUAAAUUGUGUCUACACUGUCGCGCUUUGAAGUUUCAAAAAGAAGCGCCUGGCAUGUGUUGCUCCAACGGCAAAAUCAGUUUGCCACCACUGACUGAACCACCAGAACCACUGCUCACUUACGUUGCUGGAGUUACUCGGGAGUCCAAACACUUUCUACAGCAUAUUCGGAAAUACAACUCAUGCUUUCAGAUGACAUCGUUUGGAGCGACGAAUAUUGUGAGAUAUAAUAAUUUUAUGCCCACAUUUAAAGUGCAAGGACAAGUGUAUCAUCAGAUUGCACAACUGUUUGGUCCGAAAUUUCAAAUCCGCAUUGGAGAAUGUAAGAACGAUGACUUCAAACUCAUUACUAGAGCAGACAAAACCCCAUCGAAUGAGCAUGAAAGACGCUUCAAUGCUCCAAUAGCCCCUGAAGUAGCAGCUGUAAUUGUCGGUACAGAAAUUACUCGGCGAAAUAUUGUUAUCAGCAGGCGAAAUCAAACCAAGCAACGUAUUGCUGAAACACAUCGAUCUUACGACGCACUUCAAUAUCCAAUUCUAUUUCCGCGAGGAGAAGACGGUUAUCAUCUCGAAUUGUAUCAAACUCAUCCCGUCACAGGUGCUGCGACAACCAAAAAAGUCAGUUGUAUGGAUUUUUAUGGAUAUCGCAUCAUGAUUCGAGUCGAACAAUCCAACCAUAUCUUAAAGUGUCGUCAUGUUUUUCAACAAUUCAUCGUUGAUAUGUACGCCAAAGUCGAAAGCGAACGACUCAAUUACAUUCGUUACAAUCAAUCGAAGCUUCGAGUCGAAGAUUAUAUUCAUUUGCGAGAUGCAAUCGCGAAUGAUGGAACAAUUGGUAACAUUGGACAAACGAUUAUACUUCCAGCUUCGUAUACUGGAAGUCCAAGACAUAUGCAAGAAUAUGCUCAGGAUUCUCUGACAUAUGUUCGCAGAUAUGGACGUCCAGAUCUUUUCAUUACAUUCACAUGCAAUCCAUCUUGGUGUGAAAUCAAAUAUUUACUUUUGCCUGGCCAACAACCAUCUGAUCGGCAUGACCUCACAGCGAGAGUUUUCAAACAAAAAUUGAUACGUUUUAUGGAUCUCAUCACUAAGAACCAUAUAUAUGGAGAAACUCGCUGUUGGAUGUAUUCCAUCGAAUGGCAGAAAAGAGGUCUACCACAUGCUCAUAUCUUAAUUUGGUUGAUUGAAAAAAUUGUUCCAACUCAAAUUGACGAUAUCAUUACUGCUGAGCUGCCCAACGCAGAAGAAGAUCCAGAAUUAUUUGAAAUUCUGCUGCAAGAAACACAAACUGGUGGCGACGGUUAUCCGUUGUACAGACGACAAAAACCAGAUGAUGGAGGAUACACCACAACUAUCAAAAUCAAUAACGUUGAUUUCGAAGUUGAUAAUCGAUGGAUUAUGCCCUACUCUCCUAUCCUUUCGAAAUCAUUCAAUGCACAUAUCAACGUGGAGUCCUGUAAUUCAGUUAAGUCAAUAAAAUACAUAUGUAAAUAUGUGAAUAAAGGCAGCGAUAUGGCAAUUUUCGGAAUUGCGAAUCCCAAUGCGCCCGUCAAUGAAAUCGAGCAAUUUCAAAUGGGACGUUAUAUUAGCAGUAAUGAAGCUGUAUGGAGAAUUCUUGGUUUCGACAUUCAUGAACGCUUUCCUGCUGUCAUGCAUCUCAGUGUUCACUUGGAAAACGGUCAACGAGUCUACUUCACGGUAGACAACGCACCCCAACGAGUUGCAGAUCCACCAAAUACAACGUUGACCGCUUUUUUCCAAUUGUGUGCAACUGACGAAUUCGCAAAAAUAUUAAUGUAUCACGAAGUCCCGCAGUACUACACUUGGAAUCAAUCGACGAAGAAAUUUUGCAGAAGAAAACGAGGCGCCAGGCAUUCUUCUAUAGCUGGCAUAUUUUCUACUGGUGCACUGGGAAGAGUAUAUACUGUUCAUCUAAAUAAUGGUGAAUGCUACUAUUUGCGAAUGCUGCUUCACGUGGUCAAAGGACCAACAUCGUUUCAAGCAAUCAAAACAAUCGAUGGUCAAGAGUGUGAGACAUACAGAGAAGCAUGUUUUAAACUUGGUUUGCUUGAAAAUGAUCAACAUUGGGACAACACAUUAGCGGAAGCAUCUGAGACAUGUCAUGCCCAUCAAAUACGAACUCUGUUUGCCAUAAUUUUGACAACCUGCGCACCUUCUGAUCCGAAAGGUUUAUGGGAAAAACACAAAGAGAGUAUGAGUGAAGACAUACUUCUCCGAGCACGCAGAAAUAAUCCCGGCUUGGAUGUACAGUAUUCGGAAGACAUUUUCAAUGAAGCAGUGGGGACGCGCUGCAUCGCCGGGACUCAGUAG
Molecule: messenger RNA, 2361 nt
Organism: Zophobas morio
Lineage: Eukaryota; Metazoa; Arthropoda; Insecta; Coleoptera; Tenebrionidae
Exons: 4
Coding region: 1-2361 (786 amino acids)
Source: RefSeq, a predicted model, not a curated record